Messenger RNA from Triticum turgidum subsp. durum (durum wheat), 522 nucleotides. NCBI's taxonomy places the organism in Eukaryota, Viridiplantae, Streptophyta, Magnoliopsida, Poales, Poaceae. The record is from the annotation of a GenBank genome assembly.
AUGAAGUGGUUCAACAUGAGCUCGUCCACGUACAGGUCGCCGGUGUUCAUCGGCCUCCUGGUGGUGAUGUCCGUGGCCUUGGUGCUCCUUCUGCACCACUGCAUCCUCGUCAGCUGCUGCAACGGCGAGAGGAUCCGCAGGCGCAGCCGCCGGCGAGGUGCCACGGCGCGGCAGCAUGAACAGCAGCCGGAAGAGAGCGUGGGCGACCUGAGCUCGUCGUCGCGGGUGCAGCUGGUGGCGAAGCCGGUGGUGUGCCGGUACCGGAAGGACGAGGAGUGGAGCGAGCCGACAUGCCCGGUGUGCCUUGCGGACUUCGCGGACGGCGAGGCGGUGAGGGUGCUGCCGGAGUGCCUGCACUACUUCCACGCGGACUGCAUCGACACCUGGCUCCGCGCCGGCAACACCAGCUGCCCGAUGUGCCGCGCCGAGACCACGCCCACGCCAUCGCCCAGCCCCGCCGGGUCACUCCACCACCAACUCUCCCUCGACAUCUCCCUCGAGGACAUCCUAAUCCGCACGUAG